UGCUGCGCUGGUUAAAAGUCCAUUCCUCGUCGUAACUUCUGGGCUUGAUGCGCUAUCGCCAGAAAUCGGUUUAGAUUGUUAUAAUAUAAAGGCACCGUGAUAAAAUCAAACGAACCGUCAACAACGUCAAAGACAAGAAUAAUAGUUACAGUAUUAAAAAGCAGUUUCCCACAAAAUCACCGAGUGGUUGACGAUUUAGAGCGCGCCGAUGUCCACAAGUAAGAGGAGAGUGAAAAGAUUGGUUCAGCCCUCUGUGGAAUCUUCUAAUUUGCUAUUUCGACAUUCCUGACGAUCCUUGUGGUCGUUUGCCGCGAGGUUCGUGGGACUCGAGACAUACAAUGAAACAGAAGCGCUACUGUUGCCUCGACUGUCAAAAAACGUGAUUCAACCCCAGUUGUGGCUCCUGUUUUUUUGACUGUCGGCCCUCGCGAAAGGAACAUUGGCCGAUACUUAUACAGUCCAGAUACCGUGCGAAAGUUACCUGAUUCUAUCUAGAGUUAAUAUGCUUUGACAACACCCGUGCUUUCGGGAAUCGAUGACACGGUCAGGAAGUUUUUAAAGGAGAUUGUGAUUGUUUUUGUGUCAGUGAUUUUACUGAAGACAGAAGACUAGUGCGAACGUAUCUUUAAAUUUCCAAGACAAGUGUGUGAUAAGGUAAUUUCUAAAGGGCCAUUCUGGACAUUUGUCCAGAAGGAUAGAAACCUGGGGAACAUCCUCUUCAACAAUCUCCUCCGACAAUGAAAUUCAUCCGACUAAAAAGCCCUUCACCAAAGAAUAAAUUAUCAAAUAAAUCCUGCCAAGGGUUAGAGCUCACCUUUGUACAGAAUAUCAUGCAUGUACGAGGUUCAUUCGUGCGGAGGAUGUGGCGCGUAUCCCCUCACCUCACCGUAGUAUCACAGAAUGUCAACCAUUAUAUUUACCAUCGUACGUUCCAUUCAACGAUCCCCACUCGUAAUAUCACUGACAAAUUUAAUGCUCAACUAUUAGCAGUGGGGGGUGGCGACUUCGAGUAUUGUUGAGUGGAGAUCCCGCACGUGCAGGAUGACAAUCCCCUCGGUGAGUUCACGUUUGAUCCGGACAACAGUGAGAUGGGGUCAGAAAUACGGGGAGAAAAAAAAUUUUAGUGUGCAAUGUCACGCUUGUCUGAACUGGAUCUUAUUGGAUUCACUUUGCGCCCCACCGACGAGGACCUGCUAGAUUACACAUUGGAUUAUCACACUGGCAUACGUUAAAAACCGAUUUGACACGGUCAAGUGUUCGGCAUUGAAGAGGACAACGAUUUGCGUUGAUGAUUUGAGUUCUGAUGUCACGAAUUUUGUUUAAUUAUUUAUUGGGGGAGCAAGUCUAUCCACCCAUCAUCGCUAUAUUGUCGAUGUUCAAGAACAUCCAUAUAAAAAAUAACAAGUCUAGCUUUGCUGAAAAAUAGUAAAGCAUCCCCCCAUUUCAUCAACUCCUAUCCCAGCAGAACCGAAACCUUCAAUAUCAUCUCGAAGAAUAGAUUCUCCGAGGUAAUACUCUCCCACUUGGAAAUUAAGCUCAACACCACCACUACUAAACUGUUAAUUAAGACUCAUUAUGCGUCUGGUCUGUGUCAGGGUAAUGUCGGUGGGUAGGAAGAAGGACGAAUGCUGUAGAUAGAACGAAGAGAGGGAGAUAUGCAGUAAAGGAAAAUUCAGCGUCGGUGGAAUGAGAUGUGGUAAACGAGAUAAAAUGUCCCGAGCCUUCGCCAGCUAGGGGUUUAAACCCAGUGAAGAAAACUGAAGAGAUGUACAGACUGAUAUGUAAAGGGUGAAUUUCGAAAAGAGCUACGAGUUGAGUGGUAGAACAGGGGGAUGAGUUUAAAGCCAAAGGAAGGACUUCUUAAUACCGGUGCGGUAGCCCUGGGGUUCAUUGUGGGAUCAAUACAGAAACUCCGGACGCGUAGGAGUGGCAGCAUGUUGUCUCAUUGGACGUUUACCAAGGAUUGCUCCGAUUGGCUGUGGGCUGGCACUACCAGGAGGCGUAUCCACUGUAGUUGUACGAGGAGGGAUGAUCGGGCGGUCCUCGACCCUACACCGUAUGCCUGACUACAGUGUUGAAGGGGGCUAGCCGGUUUGACUAAAAAGACAACCAAAGGGGGGAAAGGCAACACCGACUAGAAAAAGUAUCGUGGUGGAAGCGGUGGGAGAGAGGGUGACACGACACCAGGGAUACCAAGGUUCAGUUUGUGUUUGCCCACCAGAGAAGCUGUACCAGUGACAAACCUCCGUCCAGUCAGAUUAAUCUGAAGGAUGUGAUUAUUAAUAUGUUGAUAAUUUUCUCAUUAAUGAGCAUCCAGCAUUGACGAUGUGUAAAUGUGAUUUGUCACUCGAUUGACCUCCACUCGUACCCCAAGGAGAUUGGUUUAUUGGUGAAGUGUUGUUGUGACAAGAGUGAGUAUUCUUCAUUGACUUGGAGAUUGACUUGUGCUGAGUGAACAAAUGUGAAAGAAGGAAAGCCAUCAUCCGAUGAUUGAUGAACCUUCAGUUACAGUGGAUGAGUGAUACCCUUAAGUUAAUCCGGGAUAUCUUAUUCUUCCUGGAGUCCCUGACAAAUCAGACUCUGAGUCAUCAACGAGGUCUCCAAUGCACUGUCACAGAUUCACUUCGCUGUCUCCACCGGCAUUUCGUUGGUGAAGGCAUGACAAUGAUUACUUCGAUUUGAGUUCCUCAGAGGUGUUAACAACUGGCUAAAUUUAUUAUCUAUUAACAUCCAGUGCUAGUAAUCAGUUAUAAAUACGAGUGUGGAGGAGGUUAAGGGUGGUUAUCCUGGUGCCACGUUCGGAUACACAAGUCGGCAGGCUGGCUCUGGGGUGCCGGGUCCCGGGGGUGUCAUGAGCUGCCCCGAGGUGAUGUAUCCAUACUAUCCUUACCUCUAUCAGAGGCCACCGCCGCCCCCGCAUCCCAGUCACCCUCAUGCUGCAUCACAUCCACAUGCACAUGCUAAUCCUCAUGCUGCUCAUCAUAGUCCCGCCAGGCCAGCGCCUUUUCAACCUUUCUCCGCGACAGCUACUCAUCAGUACGACAGGCUGAAUGUACAUCAAAGAUCACUGGAGGCAGCGGGAUUGGAGUUGUGCGCUGCCAGCGGGAGUGUACCACAGGGACAACCCAGUAGUGCGGGAUCAGUUGGCUCUGCCCCGAGCCCAGCUUCACCACGACCUACACCCCAACCUAGAGUACCUUUAGCAAGUACUACGCAACCAUCGAGAACUCUUGAUGAUGAUAGAUCGACUGAUGUAAUAAAAAUAACGACAAAAUUUCGUAACGAAAUAUGUCAAUCAGCUGUAGGUGCAGCGACGACAGGGGAGGACUCGGACGAUGGUGAGAGUAGAGCUCAAUAUGUUAGUGCCAAUUGCGUCGUCUUCACUCAUUACCGAGGUGAUGCAGCGUCCGAGGUCGAGGAGCACUUUCAACGUGCCUUGGCACACGAUAAAGUCAAAGAAAACAUCCCAAUGUCAACAAGAAACUUCCCGCCAUCGUUCUGGAACAGCCAACAUCCCGGCGACGUUUACGAUUACGCAACGGACCCAUGGCAUCCCCACUACCCCCAAUACCACCACAGAGCCGUCCACGAGUAUCAUCAUCACAACAUGGCGGCAGCGGCGAGUUAUGGCGGCCUGUUGUUAGGUGGCGCCAGAGGUCUCGGGCACCACACCUCCCACCACCCGGCACAUCACUCGCACGCAGCGGCGUCUUACAAGGAUUGGACGUCAGCGACACCGUCGCAAUCCCUCGUCGACGCGUCGUCAGCGCCCCCCUACCCCCAUGGGCCUUACGCGCCCCUCUCCGGUCUAGAUCAGGUACAGGUACAGGUACAGGAUUCCAAGGAUCUCUUCUGGUUCUAGAACACGCGGGACUCGGGAGGAUUAUUGUGAUGACUCGCGUCCGGAACUGAAAAUAUUUUUUGUUACAACUCUGUUGGUGGGAGGCAGUCGACCCUGGGGCCCAGUGAUGUGGGAUGUGUGUACAUAGUGUUACCUAAUUAUUUUAAGGCUGUUUAGGUAGUGAAGGUGAGAAAAUUAUGGGACAUGUAGUGGUAGAUUGCAAAUUGCACGCACCAUUUCACGAUUUUGAAGUGAAUGCCAGGAGAAAUUUGAUCGCGGAAUAGAAAUUUCUCGUUUUGCUUUAUGUUACAAUUGGAAAAUGGUUUUCUAGUGGCUGAAAAAUUUGUAAUUGGCGAAUUCGUAAUUGGGAUUAUUUAUUUAUUCGAAAGUACUUUCUAUUCUGCGAUCAACAAUGGUACAGAGUACAUGCUCUCUAGUGUACAAACCACGGAUCUCUAGUUCAUCAGUAGUAGGUAUCAUUAUAAUAAUUUUUUCAAAGGAAAAAUGAUCUAUUUAUUGAAUGAAAUUCUUGUCAUAACGUCAUAUCCACAUGAACGCUGUAUUGUAAUAUAUAUCCUGUGGGAGUGUUCCACUUGACAAUUCACGAGUAAAUGAUACAUAAAUACAUACUCCAAAGGUUUAAUUACUCCCUUCCAAAAGCCAAAUUAUUUUUCCCUAAAUAAAUCAGUUCCCAACUCAAUAUUCGGUUCGCUAAGUAGCUGUUGUCUCCUACCCCCCUGGGGACUUAAUCGAGUGAGCAAUUAACGCACGAUAUUGAAAUUCCCCGUUACACGUCUCCGGGCGAAUUUUUCCCCCGAUUUUCACGAGUCUUCGAUUUGGACUCUGGGACACGUGUAAAACGCCAUCGCUGACACAUCUGGCGGAUCUUUAGGAGCAUGAGAGAAGCCCUAAUUAACCCCGACACCUUCAGGCACCCGGAAAUGAGCUCCAUGGACCGCUUGACACAAGUACAUGGGCGUCUUUAAUAACGAGAUAUCGAUGAGUCGGGAUUUUCGUCCGGGAAUUUCUCUUUCUGGAAAUUUAGUUGGGCCGCCCGCGGUGGGGGGAACAUCGGGGAUGACGGAGAGCCCGAACCCCUGGGACCUUUCCACACGGGGAUUCUACAAAGUUGUCCUGAUAAAUCAGAAAGAACUUCUUUUAUUUUAGUUUUGGUUUUAACGUUUCGUAAUAGCGUGGGAUUUUUUUUACUGGAGGUGCGUGUGUAGUGAAGUAAUGUUUAAUAACUCAACCGUGAAUGCGACAUUGUACAUUUGUCAAAUAU
This is a messenger RNA of Diachasmimorpha longicaudata, 5123 nucleotides long. RefSeq names its product protein vestigial (gene vg). The coding region runs from base 2852 to 3862 and encodes 336 amino acids. Gene Ontology annotation, biological process: regulation of transcription by RNA polymerase II. Lineage: Eukaryota; Metazoa; Arthropoda; Insecta; Hymenoptera; Braconidae. The record is from RefSeq and is a predicted model, not a curated record. Gene Ontology annotation, cellular component: nucleus. The transcript is spliced from 6 exons.